AUUUCAGUCCUGUGCAUGCUCAUGAUUAUAUUCAGCAAGGGCAUCAUUUAUUUACCCUAGCUUCAAGUUGGCUGUAGGUUUCCUUCCUGAAAAAUAUCGUUUGCAUAAUCUCCACAGCCCUGAUAUUUUCCUUGGUAUUUGAAGAAGAAUGGUUAUUCAGGUUGGCCUUGCCAAGUUUUAUGGAAGCAGUCUUCCAAGGCCACAGAUAUACGAAGAUGUGAAAUACAACUCAGAGAGAGUCGAUCCGCCGACUCCUCCAAGUGCGCCGCUUCUAUCAUGGGCGAGAGAGGUCACCUGGUCCAUGGGGGGUUUGGCCUCCAAGAGAAGAAAGCGAUCGCAGGGCAAAAUUGAGGGCAGCCUCAAGAAGCUCAGAGACCUCCAAGAUGACGAUGAUGAUGAUGGCGAGGGUCUUCAUUGUAAGGAUUCAAACCCUAGCUCUGUAGAUUGUCUGCCUGCUAAUGAGGGUUUAACUGUAUCUGAAGAGGUUUCAAACCCUAGUUCCAGAGAAGCUGCUCCCCGGACUCGAACUCGGGCGGAGAAGUUGAAGAAAGUGGUGUCCUCCUCUUGUGAGGAGACGGAUGUUGUCAGCAGCAGGGCUUCUCCAAUAAGAGGAAACAGGGGAAAGAAGAAGCACCGGAGAAACAGAGAUUAAGUGCAAGAUGAGUCUACAUCAUUUUGAAGAGUUGUAUGGGCCUUAUUAAAAGGUUUGCUAGAAAUUGAUUUUAGCCAGUGAGAAUGGAACCCCAGGCCUUGUAGUUAUGAAUGGUAUUCCAUUUUGGAAACUGUACAGCGCUUUUAAAGUUUUUUGAACAUAAUCAAAAUCUGGUUAGCAUUGGUUUCUGAA
This is a messenger RNA of Cryptomeria japonica (Japanese cedar), 844 nucleotides long. RefSeq lists its product as uncharacterized. NCBI's taxonomy places the organism in Eukaryota, Viridiplantae, Streptophyta, Pinopsida, Cupressales, Cupressaceae. The transcript has 2 exons. Bases 149 to 652 code for a protein of 167 amino acids. The record is from RefSeq and is a predicted model, not a curated record.